Molecule: messenger RNA, 644 nt
Organism: Aphanomyces astaci
Lineage: Eukaryota; Oomycota; Saprolegniomycetes; Saprolegniales; Verrucalvaceae
Exons: 2
Coding region: 66-500 (144 amino acids)
Biological process (GO): translation
Cellular component (GO): cytosolic large ribosomal subunit; ribosome
Molecular function (GO): structural constituent of ribosome
Source: RefSeq, a predicted model, not a curated record
GUUUUUUGGCUGGCCCUUGUGGAGCGCAUUAAACAGGAACAACCUCUGACAUUCACAGAGCAAGCAUGGGCAUUGUCAAGAACGGAAAAGUUGUAGUGUUGUUGAACGGCCGAUACGCCGGCCGCAAGGCCAUCGUGGUCAAGACGUACGACGAAGGCCACGGCGACCGCAAGUUUGGGCACGCGAUCGUGGCCGGUAUCGACCGCUACCCCCGCAAGAUCACUCGCUCGAUGGGCAAGAAGAAGGUGACCAAGCGCUCCAAGAUCAAGCCGUUCGUGAAAUACGUCAACUACAACCACAUCCUGCCCACCCGUUACGUGGCCGACAUUGAAUUGAAGAAGGUCGUGGACGACGAAGUGCUGGCGACCCCCGAAGCCCGCAUCGAAUCCCGCAAGAUCAUCAAGAAGGUGUUCGAAGACCGCUACUUGAACCAAGGCGCGACCAAGUCGGAGAAGAAGGCCGCCGGCGUGUCCUUCUUCUUCAAGAAGCUCCGCUUCUAAAUGUCCUCGUGCAUCGCCUGUGCUCUGUUGACGGAAGCAUCGACGUCGCGUGGGGAUAACACUACAAUACAUGAGACUGUUCCUCGUCACAGGUGUACUCAAUUACUACCCCGACCAUGCUGUCCUUCAAACGAGAACACUCUU